Octodon degus (degu) is the source of this 6053-nucleotide messenger RNA. Its product is annotated as zinc finger protein 33B-like. The record is from RefSeq and is a predicted model, not a curated record. Bases 185 to 2461 code for a protein of 758 amino acids. NCBI's taxonomy places the organism in Eukaryota, Metazoa, Chordata, Mammalia, Rodentia, Octodontidae. The transcript has 5 exons. Gene Ontology annotation, biological process: negative regulation of transcription by RNA polymerase II; regulation of immune system process; regulation of cytokine production.
UCCCGCGCGGGUUCUGCGCAUGCCUCACGCAGCGGCCGCCCUCGCUUUCCCUUGUUUUUCGCGGGCCUCAGAUGGGAGGCAGUCCGGGGCUGCCCAGCUGCUGUUCUUACGGGACCCGCAACACGACCCGUGAUCGACGGUUGUAGAUUAAGAAUUGCCUACAUCUUUUGAAGACUAGCACAAAAUGAGCAAGAAAUCCCAGGGAUCAGUAUCAUUUAAGGAUGUGACUGUAGGCUUCACCCAGGAGGAGUGGCAGCACCUAGACCCAAGCCAGAAAUCCCUGUACAGAGAUGUGAUGUUGGAGAACUACAGCCACCUGGUCUCUGUAGGGUAUUGUGUGACAAAGCCAGAGUUGAUCUUCAGACUGGAGCAAGGAGAAGAGCCAUGGGUAUUGGAAGAAGAAUUCCCAAGGCCAGGCUUCCUAGAAUUUUGGAAAACUGAUUAUCAAAAGGAGAAGAGCAAAGAAAACCAACCUAAACACUUGUGGGGAGUUGUAUUCAUCAAUAACACAGUGCUGGCAAUAGAACAAGGUAAUGCAAUAGGGAAACCAUUUAACUUGGAUAUAAAUUCUUUUCCUCCCAGCAAAGUAUCAUGUCAUUGUGACUCACAUGGAAUGAGUUUCAACAAUAUUUCAGAAUUGGUUAUUAGUAGAAAAAACUACUUAGGAAAAAAGCCUGAUGAAUUUAAUGCCUAUAGGAAAUUGCUACUCAAAAUUAGUGAGAAAAGUGAAUGUUUAAAACAUAGGAAUUGUUUUGGUUAUCAAGAUAAUUACAUUCAGCAUGAAGACAUUGAAAUUUUAGACAGACUAUUUGAAUACCGUGAAUUUCAGGAAACCUUUCUUGAAAAAACAAUAUUCAGCACAUAUAAGAGAGAGAACAAAGAAGAGAAUGACAGUGAAUACAAUGCGUGCAGGAGAACUUUCUGUGAUGGCUCGUCCUUAUUCCCUGAGGCAUAUCCCUCAAAAGAGAAUCACUAUGAGGUCACUGAUGAUGAGAAAUCCUUCCUUGGGAUGUCUACCCCUUUCAAACAUGAUGAGAUACAUAUGAGAUAUAACAAAAGUGGGAAUGACUUCCAGAGGAAGUUAUGUCUCUCCCAACUUCAGAAAAUUCAUAAAGCAGAGAAGCAUUUUGAGUGUAGUGAAUGUGGGAAAGCUUUCUGGGUGAAAUCACACCUCAUCCGACAUCACAGGGUACACUCAGGAGAGAAACGCUUUCAAUGUAAUGAAUGUGAUAAAGCUUUCUGGGAGAAGUCAAACCUCAUGAAACAUCGUAGAUCACAUACUGGGGAGAAACCCUAUGAAUGCAGUCACUGUGGAAAAGCCUUUGGCCAUAAAUCAGCCCUCACUUUACACCAGAGAACACAUACAGGAGAGAAACCUUAUCAGUGUACUGCAUGUGGGAAAACUUUUUACCAGAAGUCAGACCUCACCAAACAUCAGAGAACACACACAGGACUAAAACCCUAUGAAUGUUACGAAUGUGGAAAGUCCUUUUGUAUGAACUCACACCUUACCGUCCAUCAGAGAACACACACAGGUGAAAAACCCUUUGAAUGUCCAGAAUGUGGAAAAUCUUUUUGUCAAAAAUCACAUCUUACACAGCAUCAGAGAACUCACAUAGGGGAUAAACCCUAUAUAUGUAAUUCAUGUGGGAAAACUUUCUAUCACAAAUCGGUACUCACCAGGCAUCAGAUAAUCCACACAGGAUUGAAACCUUACAAAUGUUACAUAUGUGAGAAAACUUUCUGCUUAAAGUCAGACCUCACAGUACAUCAGAGAACUCACACAGGGGAGAAACCUUUUGCAUGUCCUGAAUGUGGGAAAUUCUUCAGUCAUAAGUCAACCCUCUCUCAACAUUAUAGAACACACACUGGAGAGAGACCCUAUGAAUGUCAGGAAUGUGGAAAAAUCUUUUACAAUAAAUCAUACUUAACUAAGCAUAAUAGAACACACACUGGGGAGAAACCCUAUGAAUGCAAUGAAUGUGGGAAAACUUUCUGCCAGAAGUCACAGCUCACUCAGCACCAGAGAAUUCACAUAGGGGAGAAACCCUAUCAAUGUACUGAAUGUGGAAAAGCUUUCUGCCAUAAAUCAGCUCUAAUUGUGCAUCAGAGAACCCAUGCGGAAGAAAAGCCCUAUAAAUGCAAUGAAUGUGGAAAGUCUUUCUGUGUGAAGUCAGGACUUGUUUUACAUCAGAGAAAACACACAGGGGAGAAACCUUAUCAAUGUAAUGAAUGUGGGAAAUCCUUCAGUCACAAAUCAUCCCUCACAGUACAUCACAGGACUCACACAGGAGAGAAAUCCUGUCAGUGUAAUGAGUGUGGGAAAAUCUUUUACCGUAAAUCAGACCUUGCUAAACAUCAAAGAUCACACACAGGGGAGAAGCCCUAUGGAUGUAACAUAUGUGGGAAAACUUUCUCUCAAAAGUCAAAUCUUAUUGUACAUCAGAGGACACACCAGUAGAAAAGUCUUAAGAAUGAAAAGAGUAAUAGAGUAUUUGACCACCAGGCAGCCACUUCAUUAUACUUCAGGGAAUUCACACUGCAGAAGGCUCUUUUGACAUUCUGAAUAUUUAGUAAUCUUCACUCGCAAUGUUAUGUUACAGAGUAAUGACAGGGUAAACUUGUAGUCUGUGUUAUGCAUUAUUGAUUUCCCAGAGUGUCAUAGAAGAAGCAUCUGUCUCCAAAUUGAGAGGGCACUGACAGUCCAAAGAAAGACUUGGACAAGUACAGCUUGGUUAAUGAGUUUAUUUUUGGUUAUUUAUAGGGUGGUGGGUGACCUGCAGGACUACCAAAGUUGCCAUUCCUCUUUUACUAAGCUAUUUGUUUUAUAGGAGUCUUAAGGUAGAUAGGAAAAUUAGGAAAUAGGACUCUUAACAUAAAUAGGAAAAAGUCGAAACCAGUGAUAAGUGUCCUGUGCUGUGUUCCACUCAUUCUUAUUGGCUAUUGCACUAAUCUCAGCAAGGACUAUCAGGCACAGUGCUGAGUGAUUUUGCUGUGCUUCAGCCUGGCAUACAGCCCUAGCCCCUUUCAGGAAUGCACUGGAAAGCCAAGUAGUAGCUCACUGUAAGACAGAGUUGGUUUGGCUAGGGUUUAGAGGACUUUUUCCCCUAUAUGCCACCCAUUCUUCUGGAUUUUUUAUUUUUGCUGCCACUUCAGUGAUGUCUUUGAUCUUGGAAGGAGAGAUAUCUCAUUUAACUGAAGGCUGAACAUCAGGUUAGUAUGUCACACCAACAAUGCAGUCUAUAGUAGCACACUUGCUCUGAGAACAACACAAACACCAGUCAAAGGUACAUGUUCCCAGGUAGAAAUCCUAGCAGAAACACCAUAGAUAUCUGAAAGUCCUACAUUAGGACUAUCUGCUUAUAGACAUAUAAAUGCUCUAUACAUUUGCUUGUAAGUGGCUUAAUGUAUCUAUUACUUUAGCCUCAUUAUCUGGCAUACAAGCACAGUACGUGGUGCCUUCGUUGGUAGCAGUCUGCAUGUCCAAGGUCAUUCUGUGUUGAAAUAACCAUCUUUCACAUUCAUUAUCUCCAUAAUAGCUUUCCAAGCACUUGCUGGUGUUCUCUUUCCCAUUGUGCCAGCCAUAGGUCCAGUUCUCAGAAGACCACCCACUGAUCUGUGCAGUCAGAGGCCAUUCCUCAUGAACAACUAUCAUCCAUACCACUUUUAGAUCAGUCCAUUGGCUGCCAAAAUUUCCCUUUCCCAUUGUCUAUAUCUGUGUCAGUACUGCUUCCCAUUCCAGUUUUUUACCCCCACUGGUGCCAUUGGUGUAGUAAGUGCCUUCAAGAGUGGGCAGUGUCCUUUCUAACUCCUUGUCUAUCGAGGCUCAAUGUUGGUUCAGUCACCUAAAGUAGUUCCAUAGCUUUAAAGGCUGUCAGCCCCAGUAUUGCCUUCAUGGCAUUUGUCACAUGGCUAGCUGAUAGGACUGCACACUGUACAAGUGUGCAUGCCAUUUUCAUAAAUUAUGCUGCUCUGAAAGGGAGUUGACCAUCAGGCCUUUAUUCCUAGCCCUUCAUUGGAUAUGCUUUCUGUACUGUCACUGAAUAGGUUCAGUGGUGGACUUCAUGUGCUGCAGCGCUUUACAUAUAGCCAGAAGUUGCUGCUCCAGUGUCAUAUACUAUAUCCAGUUUCUUCCCCUUUCCAUGAUUGGGCCACAAUGCUGUUAAAAUUGUCUGUUGAUUGUUUCUGCUAUGAUCCCAGCUGUAGCUCUCAGGGCUCCUGAUACAAGCGUUGGAUUACUGGGAUAUAUAACUAUUUAGCUUACCUUGCAAGUAUCUUAGCUUGCUCAAAAUUCUCAAGCCCUAUUUUUCCCAAUUCCAUGGUCACCUUUUUUCAGAGUUAUGUAAUACGCAGAAAAAUUGAGCAAAGUGGGAUAUAAACUAUGUCAGUACCCCAGGACUUCCAGAAAUACCACUAGUUACUUUACAACAAUUGACACAGUCUGUUUUACUAGAUUAACUCAUGGAGGCCAGACCCUCCAUCAUCCCUAGUUCUAACACCUCACGGCUUUAUCCCAGUUCUCCUUUUCUUGUGUUUGCUUGACAUAGGGUUGUGAUUGGAGCUCAACCUCUACUGUUGUAGAGAAGACAAGUCAACCUAGGGUUUCUGUAAUCAUACAAAGCCUUCCUCCAAUCACAUUGCAUUUGCAUUGUCACUAGCAAAUGACAUUUCCUAUAGUCUGUGGGAUACUUUCAAGCCAUCACAAAUGCACACACAUGAGGUUUCCUAGACAUUCUUAAUAGUCCUCAUGUUUCCCUACAUGGAGGCAGAUAACUGUCUAGGAUUUCCCCUUGAGCAGAUAUCUCAGUGUCAGUAGCAUGUCUUGCCAACCAUAUCAGGGGCCUUUAAACAUUUGCUACUGCUCUGUUGCAAUCCUAUCCCAUCUGGACUCUCCAAGAUUGUGGUAUAUUUUCCAGUCUAUUGCAUGUAGAUUAAACUCAUUUAGGCAGUGCCCCAGCCCAUAUACAUGCAAAGGAUGGCUACCCUGGCAUUUUCCCCAUGGGUACUCUUGCCUGACUCAUCUCUGGAUCUGGUAGGUCAGGCUUCAAAUCUUGCAUGAAUUUCCCAGAGCAAUGUAAAAAAAAAAUUUUUUUUUGCUUAUAAAUUGGAAUGGCAUUGACAGUCCAAAGAAUGACUCCAACAAGUUCAGUUUUGCAAACAAGUGGGUUUAUCAUGGCUUACUUACACAGAAGUAGAUAUCUUAUGGCUGCAGCAUUACUGAAGUUACACACACAUACCCUUUGCUAAGCUCCUGGUUUUCUAGGACUCUACACAGCAAAAACUAGAAGCAACAGACGAGCGUCGUUGGGAAAAGUUAUUUGUACUUUAUUGCUACCCAUCCUAGCAAUAAAGGGAACCCCACAGGUCUUAGCAUCUAGCUAGAGCCCACAGGACAGCUAAAUAGUGGCAUUAUGAGAUAGUGUGGCUGUGUUUGAAGAAGUGUUUUCUCUAUAAGACAUCCUUUGUUAAGAUUAAGAUGUAAAGAGCUGGAUGUGGUGGUACAUGCCUUGUAAUCCCAGCACUGGGAGGCUGAGGCAGGGGGAUCACCAUGAAUUCAAGGCCAGCCUGAAUGUAGUGAGUUUAAGACCAGCCUGAACUAUGUAGUGUGACCCUGACUCAGGAAAAUAUGAAGUUUUACAUGUGCUAUCAAUUGUUUUUAUGAAAAACUAGAUUAUUGAAGAAUUUAUAUUGAUAAAUGUAUUCAUUAACUAUAAAUUAAAAUUUUUAAUUAGAAAUAAUAUAGUAUUACAAGUUGUCUUUUGAAUUUGAUGCCAUGAUUGUCUUUUUUUUUUUUUUUUGCCAUGAUUGUCCUUGGAAAUAUAAGUAGUUCUAUGUUCUGGAAUGUAAAACUUUAAAAUCUUAAUAGGACAGAAUAAAAGUACAGAGUAUUAUAUGUCUUUUUAAUAAUGUUAUGUAACCAAAUGUACUCUGAAAUAGAGCAAAUUGAUUAUGUCAUACAACUCGAAAUACACUUUAUUGAAAUAUCACCAGAUUUUACAGAUGCCUUGUCUUUUUGGUAUAAUUCUGUCAAGUUUUACUGCUUGUAGGUUUGA